AUGGCGCAGACUCCCAAGUCUGAGCAAGGCCACGCCAAGGAUAUGGCUCAAUCAAUCGCCUCUGAUCGUGUUCAAGAUGAGGUACUGGAAUUGACCAAGGCCCAAUCAAAGCGACUUCUCCUCAAGACAGAUCUGGUUGUCAUGCCGCUCGCUGUCUUGAGCAUGACUCUGGCCUUCCUGGAUAAGAAUGCGCUCGGAUAUGCCGCCAUCUUCGGCAUCAAGGAAGAUGCCCACCUCAAGUCUCAAGAGUACAGUUGGCUCAGCAGCAUCUUCUACUUCGGUUACCUAGCCAUGGAAUUCCCCAACCUCUGGUUAAUGACCAAGAUCCCUAUCGGCAAGUAUGUCGGUGGCUGCCUCACCCUAUGGGGUAUUGCCCUAUGCUUCAUGGCACUUUGCCAUAACUUUGCAGGACUGGCGACUAUCAGAUUCCUUCUCGGUGUUUUUGAGGCUGCUGUACUACCUUGCAUGAUGAUCAUCAACUCCAUGUGGUAUUUGAGGAACGAGCAGCCUCUUCGAACUGCUUUUUGGUAUAACACUUUCGCGGGUGUGUUUGGAGGUAUUCUGUCUUAUGCGAUUGGACAGAUCAAUGGAUCGCUGUCCACCUGGAAGUAUAUCUUCCUCAUUUAUGGAUCUUGCACCAUCCUCGCCGGAGCUCUCGUCUUCUUUGGCCUUCCCGACACUCCCUCGAAGGCAUGGUUCUUCACCGAGGAAGAGAAGAAACUUGCCAUGAUUCGCCUUGCACCCAACCAGACCGGCAUUGAGUCAAAGAAAAAAUUCCAAACUGCCCAAAUCUUGGAAGCUCUCCGUGAUCCCAAGUGCUACUGCAUCUGGCUCGGCGUCUUUGGUUAUGCGCUUGCUAACGCGGGUAUUACAAACUUCAACCCUCUCAUCAUUGCCGGGUAUGGCUUCAGCAAGACAAAGACCGUUCUCAUGGCGACUCCUCAGGCAGCAGUUGCGAUGAUUAGUCAGGCUAUUCUCACCACCGUUGCUUUCUUCAUUCCUAAUCUUCGAUGCAUCUUCUGGAUCUUCGGUGCGCUCAUGGGUCUGGUUGGAGCGGUUAUGGUGCACUCACUCGACGUUGCGACCCAACGCGACGCGUCAUUGGCAGGAGUCUAUCUCAUGGGCUUCUACAAUGUCCCUUGGGUCUUCCUACUAAGUCUGUCUUCCUCCAACACUGCUGGUGCAACAAAGAAGAGCUUUAUGGGUAUCUCUAUCGCUAUCGUCUACGCCGUCGGCAAUAUUGUCGGACCCCAAUUCUUUCUUGAUAGACAAGCACCCACAUAUGUCCUCGGCAUCGGUUCUAUGCUUUUCGCGUUUGCCUUGAUGGCUGCCACUGGUCUGACGUACUAUGUUCUCUGCGGUAUAGAGAACAAGAAGCGUGAUAAGCAAUAUGGCAAGGCUCAUGACGACACUGAUAUUGGACUGGAGGCCGAAAGGAGCGAUAAGACGGAUUGGCAGAAUCCCAACUUUCGAUAUACUUACUAG
This is a messenger RNA of Fusarium subglutinans, 1485 nucleotides long. Its product is annotated as allantoate permease. The record is from RefSeq and is a predicted model, not a curated record. The transcript is spliced from 5 exons. Lineage: Eukaryota; Fungi; Ascomycota; Sordariomycetes; Hypocreales; Nectriaceae. Gene Ontology annotation, biological process: transmembrane transport. The coding region runs from base 1 to 1485 and encodes 494 amino acids. Gene Ontology annotation, molecular function: transmembrane transporter activity. Gene Ontology annotation, cellular component: membrane.